Molecule: messenger RNA, 783 nt
Organism: Xenia sp. Carnegie-2017
Lineage: Eukaryota; Metazoa; Cnidaria; Anthozoa; Malacalcyonacea; Xeniidae
Product: flagellin-like
Exons: 1
Coding region: 1-783 (260 amino acids)
Cellular component (GO): bacterial-type flagellum
Molecular function (GO): structural molecule activity
Source: RefSeq, a predicted model, not a curated record
AUGGAUCCAUCGAUACACAUAAACCCUGAUCUAAGAAACCUUAACAGUGGCAAUACAAACUCUGGUUUGCAAACUGCAAUGGAUCGUCUGUCCUCGGGCUUUAGAUUAAACAAUCAACAAGAUGACGUGGUAGAGGGAAGCUCUGGUCUUUCGAACACGGAAAGACAUGACCUGAAUGUGGCAGUGCGUAACUUGACUGACCUUCUGUCGAUGAUACAGACCGCUGAAAGUGCGCUAACUGAGAUUAAUGAUGUUCUGGAACGUAUGCACGAUUUAUCUGUACAAUCUGAAAACUCCCAUGACCGCAAUGCACCUCAAAAAGAAGUUAUCAAUUUGAAAGAGCAGCUCAACCGUCUUGCAGAAACAACAACAUACAACAGCCAACAUCUGCUCGAUGGUAGUUAUGGAAAACAACGUUUUACCGUUGGUGCUGACAGUAAUGAAUACAUAGAAAUAACACUGAAUGACACGCGCUCGUCCAACAGCAACAUUGGGCUUGAUAUGAUUGACGUGACAAACACGACGAAAGCAAAAGAGGCUGUGGCAAGCAUUAAUGUAGCAUUGACCUACGUCAAUAAUCAACGCAAAGAGUUGAACGAAAUACAGAAUCGCGUUGAAAGAAGUAUAAGAAACUUGAGCAAUGACGAUGGGAAUGUGAAUUCAAACAUUGCGUUUAACAAUUUUGGAGAAAAUGACGCUCAGAAAAACAAAUUAUUGAUUAUGCAGUCCCAAGCAACAGCGCAAGCAGGAGCUCCAAACGUACCAUUUAAUCUGUUGGGGUAA